Messenger RNA from Metarhizium robertsii ARSEF 23, 1557 nucleotides. RefSeq names its product heterokaryon incompatibility protein. The coding region runs from base 1 to 1557 and encodes 518 amino acids. The record is from RefSeq and is a predicted model, not a curated record. Lineage: Eukaryota; Fungi; Ascomycota; Sordariomycetes; Hypocreales; Clavicipitaceae. The transcript has a single exon.
AUGGAGCCCCAGACUUCUUCCCUCUCCACUCUUGAUUUGGCUCUGCGAUGGACGCUCAACUGCCACGAACGUCAUUUGGAAUGUCGGCAGCUUCGAACUAAGGAAGCCUGGCGGCCAACACGUCUAAUUAAUAUUGGGAUCAAAGGUGAUACAAAAUGGAAACUUGAUUUACUUCCUGAUAAACUCCAGCACACGCCCGUUUAUAUGACCUUAAGCUAUAGAUGGGGCUUAAACGCUAAUUUGCAGCUCCUUACGACAAACAUUAACUCUUUUCAGGAAGGAAGACCCAUUGACGACCUUCCCAGCACGUUCCGCGACGCUAUUUCGAUUGCGCAAAGAUUUGCCGUCAGAUUUCUCUGGAUUGAUGCGCUCUGCAUCGUUCAAGAUUCUAGAGCAGAUUGGGAACGUGAGGCGACUACCAUGGGACGUGUCUACGCCAACGCAUUAUGCAACAUCGCUGCCGCCUUAUCAGAUAGCCCAGACGGAGGUCUUUUUCGAACUAGAGACCCGGAAGAGCUUCGACCGGGUCUUGUACGUGCUGUUGUGAACUCAAAUAAGCCCCCGAAGACUUAUUAUGUGUUUGACGACGCUUACGCUAGCCGACAACUCUUCUCCAGUGCGCUACUCCAACGUGGUUGGGUAUUCCAAGAGCGGCUCCUCUGUCCCAGAGUUCUCUACUUCACAGAGGAGCAAGUCUUCUGGGAAUGUUUCGUCGAGCAAAAGUGCGAGGCUUUUCCGUAUGGAAUCCCUGGUAGUGUUUCAUCUAAAAAGCGCGACAUGUCAAACAUUAUCUACUCUACACAAGGCCAUAACGCGAUGAGCCAGCAAGGUUGCUCUAUUUCACCGCAAGGACUAAAAACGUGGAAUAAUCUGGUGCAAGAGUACUCGCGAUGCGAGUUUACCAAGACGAGUGACAAGUUGUUUGCUCUCGCUGGAUUAGCCAGUAUAUUCCGUGACUGGUCCAGAGAUGAAUACAUCGCCGGACUCUGGAAAUCAAAUCUCGCGAUACAGCUGUGCUAUUCAGUGUGGGAGACUAAGCUCAAGCAUCCAUCAGAGUAUCGUGCGCCAUCGUGGAGCUGGGCUUCGCUGGACGAACACAUACAGUUUCCCGGCUCACUAGAGAGGGCAACAGCGCACAUAUCUAUACUUGCCGCCAACUCACGGCAAAGUUUGACAAUUCGCGGACACCUCUCUCAAGCGACAUUUGAACCAAAAGCGCAGCACUUAGAUGGGAAUGUCGUCCUAAGCAUCAACGGCCGGCACGUCAACGCAUGUAUUAACCCAGAUACUGUGGAUAUCAAAACCCAAGAAGUGGGGAUGCUGACUAUUUUAACUCUACUGUCGUACUCAACAGCAGAGCGAGGCGCCGAGAACCCUAUAGAGGUAGAAUGUCUUGUCCUGGAACCGGUUCUAACUACUGCAACGGAAACCUAUCGGCGGAUUGGGAUCUUGAACACAUACAUGAGAGAGGGCUUGGCAUCGCUUGGUGUUUGUAUCCAAAAAGAUAAUUCUGGAACGUUAAUGGAUGUCACCCUUUCUGAUGUUAAUCUUAUAUAA